UAUACCAAUAUGUUACUACAUUUUAGGGGUGUUCAAAAUCCAAUUCUGUUGUAUUUCUGUAUUUUUUGUAAAUAAAGAUGGACCUAUGAACAUUUUAUAAUACAUAUACAAUUAAUCAAUUAUUUUAAAGAUGAAUUAUUUUUCUAUACUAUGCAUUUAAUAUGUAUAUUUUAAUAAUAAACGUAUUCAACUCCCUUAUGAAAUAAUACAUGGAUGUUUGAUGUUUUUAAUGGACUAUUGCAUAAUCGUUUAGGCUGCCUAGAUCUGGAAGCACUUUAUGAAAAAAAAACUUUAGAUUGUUCAAGAGUUUCUCCAUGAACGACCUGAACGAUCCUCCUAGAUGGAAUAUUAGACCAGAGCCAGCCGGAAAUGACGGGGGCAGGUGGAAUUAUGCCCUCCUGGUGCCCAUGAUCGGGCUGGCAGCAUUUCGUUGGAUAUGGACUCGAGAAUCACAGAGCCAGAUCCGAGAUGUGAAGAACAAGUACGACUGCGACAUGGCAGCCAUCAGCAGAGACCUGGAGCUGAAGUACAUGGAGACACUGAGGGAAAACCGGCGGACGGCAGCACACCUGGAGGUGGAGCUUGAGAAAGAACGCCACCGUGUGCAGGGCUUCAAGACAGCCCUGAUCUCUCAGUCUCAGCAGCUCAUGGAGGAACGGAAGCAGCUUCAGCAGGAACGGCGGGAUCUGGAUGUGGAGAAGAAGCGCCUGCUAGAGUCUGGCGUGGCCGGGGUGGCGCUGCGGACAGCCCUGCAGCGAGAGGAGGACUGGCAGAGCAGGGCUCAGGCUCUGCUACAGGAACUGGAGGUUCAGCUAGUGGAGAGGCAGGACGCUUUCUGCAGCAUCCUCACGCCGCGGGAACAUCGUCUGGAGAUGGAGAAGAACCUGCUGCUGAAGGUGGCUAAAAACCCGGCGGGUGCCGAGCUGAACCUAGAGGACGAUCUCAGGGACAUUUUUAAGAACGACAGACACUGUGGAGAUUUACUGAACAUGGAUAAGCGUAGGAAUGGGAAUUUGAUGUGGCUGUAUCUCAGGUACUGGCAGCUGCAGGUCACCCUGCAGAAACACAAGAGGGCAGAGGAGAUGCUCAAAGGAGCAUCGCCAUCCUCCAGCAGACCUUGAUGCAGGACAGUUGAUCUUUAUGAAAAGAAACAAGUACGAUUUUGUUUCCGUAAAUGUUUCGUCAUGAGUAUUUAUCAGCUAUUUAUGCCAAACUUUUUCAGGAAACCUGUUGAGUCCUUGACAAUCGUAUCAUAACAUGAAUUGUUUUUGUUUUCUUUCUCCUUUUUUGAUCAAGUAGAACGCAGAAGAAUCAAAUAGAAUUACUUAUGAACUUCAGAGGAUUAACUCAUUCUCAAUCUAAAGAUGAUUCAUAUCUAAUAUGUACCACUAAAAUAAAAAAUACUGACAAUAUAUGUUUUCUGAAAAUAAAUAUAUUACAGUUUAUCGACUCGAGGUUUUUUUCAUUGUGAGCCAUGCUUUCAUAAGCACAUAUGAACGAAAUGUACAGUCAAGAAAGCAUGUAUUCAUUGCAUUUAUUUCCAAGAACUACUAACUGUUUUGAAUAGAUGUUGAUGUCCAUCAGAGAUGUCUCUUCCGCAGUUCAUUGUAAACCUGCUGAGAAAGAGCAACAGCUCAUUCAUAUAAUCAUAUACAAAUUAAAUUACAUUUCAUUCAGA
Pimephales promelas (fathead minnow) is the source of this 1678-nucleotide messenger RNA. It is a transcript of the gene ccdc127a, whose product is annotated as coiled-coil domain containing 127a. Lineage: Eukaryota; Metazoa; Chordata; Actinopteri; Cypriniformes; Leuciscidae. The record is from RefSeq and is a predicted model, not a curated record.